Myripristis murdjan (pinecone soldierfish) is the source of this 1677-nucleotide messenger RNA. RefSeq lists its product as uncharacterized. Gene Ontology annotation, biological process: positive regulation of T cell receptor signaling pathway; negative regulation of receptor recycling. Lineage: Eukaryota; Metazoa; Chordata; Actinopteri; Holocentriformes; Holocentridae. Gene Ontology annotation, cellular component: T cell receptor complex. Bases 86 to 919 code for a protein of 277 amino acids. The transcript has 6 exons. The record is from RefSeq and is a predicted model, not a curated record.
CCUCACUGACUAAACACUGUGAUGCCCUGUAACCCAGGAGAAGCGUGUCAGACAGACAAUCCAUACAGCUCAAGACGACUGGAAUAUGACAGAUAGAGAUGACUGCCGCGCUGUAUGGGCAGGACUGGCGUUGACGUCUGUGAUCUUACUGAUCUCUGUGUGUCUUAACGUCGUCUUUUAUGUCCAGAGGCGCAGGGCCUCCAAGUGCAGAGACACUGACCAUCAAGAGGAUCUGUACCCGCAGAAUUAUGAAAGAGAGAGUUUCAGCCGGUCUGAGGAUGAAGGACAUCAUUUUCAUGCCCACAAUCAUCAUGAGCAGCAGGAAAAUCCCAUCUAUGGGAACAUAAACACAGACCGAGGGGAGGUGUGCUAUGAGAUGAUGACCAUGCAACGUGCAAAAGACUGCACAAAGUCUAGAGAGCCUGACCUCAACUACGCCUCAUUGGAUCUGAAUGUGGCCAAGAAACGCAAGAAGAAGCAUCGCCAUCAGAAAGGCCAGACGCAGGACCCGAGCCCACCACGCGAUCAGCUGCAGGUCCAACAGGCAGCCGCCAUGGCUGUGUUCCUGGAGGUGGAGGCGGAGGUGGAGGCUUCCUUGCCUCCCAGAAACACCAGCCCCAUGGUUUCCCACAAUAGCAUCUACCUUAACAGCCAGCAGAUAGCCCAAGAGACCGAGGAGAGGCAAAGAGAAAGGGGCAUGAACAUGGAAAGCACUCACAUGUGCUGGGAGGGGAAUAGAUGGCGGGAGGGAGGGGGAAGUCGGGAAUGGAAAGCGGAGAGAGAUGUUGAGAUAGGAAUGGAUAGACACGCUGGUGGUAAUGUGAAUAUAGGCGCAGAAAUAGAGGACAUAGAUGGUAUCCAUGAUGGCACAGAUCAUUUCAUCAGCAGCUUCAUUAAUGAUAACAGUGAACAAGACUGAGCAAAUUUCAUGUAAAGACUAGCUCCUCUCUGCGGCAUGAGGAGUGCAACAGAAAACUUCCACCUUUUACAAUAUUGCUAGACUUGAAAAGUAUGUAACCUGUAAUGAAAAACGAGUUGUGCUUAGUUGGGCAAUUUCUUCUUUGAUGCAAAGAAACUACCUCUUGAACUCUCCACCCUCAGCAACUGCUGAACAAAGGUGCAUUUUUCUUUGCACCUGUACAUGUAAUAAACAUGGAGGAUGUAAAGUGUAGAGGAAGCUCUGUCUGUGACAUUUAUAGGUUAAGGGUCACGUUGGAAAUUUUCAAUUUAUUGUGAAAGACGGAAAUACAUCAAAGGACAUCAUCGCCCAGGACAUGUAGAAGCUUUCGCUGUUUUGAUGUUACAACCGUAGCACUCCAGAUGUCUCAUAGUAAAAAUGUUAAGGGAAAAAAAAUCUUGUCAUUCAAACAUUUGUUUUCCAUGUGGGUGACUGCCAAGCCUUGAGAUGCAAUGCCUCCUUAAAUAAAUCUGCUCGUAACAGCAAACAAUAAAUCUGCUUUUCAGCUAAGUUAUAGCUGAACAUAAAACGCAAGACAUGUGAGGUAUGAGUCAUGAUGAGCUAUGUUGGGGUGUCAAUAAUGUUGUUUAAUUUGCGUCACACUGGGCAUAGUGCCAUGUGAAUGUAGCCUACAUGGGGCUGUCAAGAGGCUCAUUCACAUGAAGAGGCAUGUAACUGCAGCAUAAAGAUAACCGUGAAAAGAUUUAAAGUUGUAAAUA